GCAAUAUUUUUUAGUCGUUUGUCGGCGGGUUUUAAGUGCGCACAUAAGACGCGCUUCAGUCUGUCUGCAAAGCAUUCAACAAGUUCGCCUGAAAACUCCCCCAAGUCAAGUCGUCGAGUCGCGAGUGCCUGAGUGCAAAAAGCACCCAAGAUAUCCCAACUUGUACAGUUGUUUGUGUGAAAUGAUCCCGAGAUCCGUGGCCUAUUUGGCAGUGCUCUCCUGCUUACUGCUGACUCAUCGUUGCGCCCAAGGUCAGUCGACUAAAGUGUCAUCCAAGCUGGAUUUCGAUGACAUGGAAAGCGGCAGCAACAGCAACAACCAGACUGGUGUGCCAGUUAUAAUCGGACAGGGACAGGGCCAGGGCCAGGGGCAGGGGCAGGGACAGGGGCAGGGACAACAGGGCAGCAGCGGCUAUGAUCCGAGCACCGGACGUGGCGGCGGAGGCAACAGUGGCAAUCGGCCAAAGAUACACGGCGUGCGUGUUACAGUCGACACGGGCGAUGGACAGCAGCAAACGAAAGAGUCCAAGGAGAGCGUCGAAAUAACGGACUUGGGUAAACACAAGAAACGUGUGGGCAUCCACACAGACAUCACGUUCGAGAUUACGGCUGAGGGUGACGCAAAUGAGACGAGCUCUGCUCAGCAGCCGGGCGAGAAGGAGGAUGCCAGCGUGCCCAUUUACAAGGGUCGUUCGAACCAUCGCGACUCCAAGCACAAGUCCCGGAAUCCCAGUGAUCCCAAGGCUCAGUGGAAUCCCAACUACUCCAGCGAGCAUCGCGGCUACGAGGGCAGCAACCGCGGCGGCUCCAGAUCCAGCCCGGGCGGCUACUAUCCCCAGUAUUAUCCGCAGCAUGUCUACACGACCGGCGAUGAUAGCAGCGGCGGCAUUUACCGCAACGGCGAGACCUGGACGCACUACGUCCCAGUCUGGACUACGGAACGUUCGCCCCAUGAGCAGAGUCAGCUGCAGCGACAGCCCAGCUGGAAGCCCUGCUACUGCAUGUCGUCCUAUGGCAACGACUAUCGCAGCCGUCGCGAUAGCAAGAUCAGCAGCAAAGGGGAUUUCCCCAGCAGGGGAGUGGUCAAAAGUCGUCCAGUGCACAUCGAUGGCAAGUUGGAGCGACCCUUCUCCUGAAAAGUUCAAUUUGAAGAUAUUCACAAUGCUCAAGUUGUUAACAGAA
Molecule: messenger RNA, 1181 nt
Organism: Drosophila navojoa
Lineage: Eukaryota; Metazoa; Arthropoda; Insecta; Diptera; Drosophilidae
Source: RefSeq, a predicted model, not a curated record